AUGGUUGGCUCCUUUAUCGGCCAAUCGCUGCCGUAUUUCAUUGGUCACUGGCUGUUCCACGCACGUGUGCAAGCGUGGUUGGCUGAGCACCCACGGAACGCUGCUGUGCUGCGAUUGGCUGAGGCUGGAGGCUGGUGGCACCAGUACCGGGUCACCUUGCUGCUACGCUUCUCCCCGUUUCCGUUCCUCCUCUUCAAUUACGCUGUGACGGCUACUCGCAUCCAAUACGCUCCGUACAUCAGUGCGUCAAUGACUGCCAUGAUUCCCGAGGCCUUCUUCACCAUCUACUGUGGUCGGUUGAUCAGCGAUCUUGCAGAGGCCCACAAGAGGCACAUCACAGCGGUGGAGCUGGUGUAUGAGCUGAUAGGGCUGGCAGCAGCAGGAGUGGUGCUACUGCUGCUCAUGGUGCACGGCAAGAGGGCUCUGCAACAGCUGGAGGAGGAGGAGAGAGCCAAGCAAAAGGGGCUUGAGAUGGAACAGAUGCCUGGCGCAGGCACAGAUGGGUUGGGUGCGGUGGAAACGGGUGCUGCUGGUGCUUUUGUUGGGGUGGAAGUGCCUGCUGCUGAGGUGGCACUGAUUGCUGAUGACUCUCAGAGUGCAUUUGGAAGGGAGGGAGAAGCUCAGCAGGGGAGGCAGGCUCAUUGUCAGAGCAUUCAGGUGGAUUUCCCUCUGGCUGUCAAGAGCACACAAGGGGCUUCACAGGCAAACAUGAAUCCCUCUUUGGUGCAGGUCAAGUUCAUCGCUGCAGUGGAAGGCAGUCUGCGCCAGUGGCUGUCGGAAGGCUCUGCUGCCCUCGUGCUGUCAGGAGCGGCGCGGCCAGUGGAGGGCAUGCCGCUGAUGGUGUAUGUGGAGGCAGAGCACGCGCAGGGCCACAAGAACUACCGCCUCACCUACUACUUCCAGGUGACCCUGGCGAGCAGCAACAGCGUGCAUCCGACCGUGGCGGCGGAGACAGCAGCAGCGCUCAAGCGCAUUGCGUCCAUCUCAGCCACGGGCCGACCCAGCCCCUGGGAGAAGGCCGUGCACCCGCUGCAGCUCUGGUUCGGUAUCCAAGAGUUCGUGGUGCUGGCACCCGUGACAGCAUCUGGAGUCGUGCUGGACUCACCUGAAGCCUCCAUGCUCCUUAGCACGCUCGCCAUCGCCUCGUGUAACACCGAGUGCUCCCUGCCAUCCUUCGUCCCAGUGCACGACCCCUCCCGCAAGGCCUUCAUCGGCUUCCAGCACGGCCCCCGAGCCACCCGCACCGGCGCGGGCUCAGGCUCGGGCCGAGGCAUGCGGACAGGUCCGGGUGCGGGAGGAGGCACGGUGGGAGGGGUGGGCGCGGGGGGCGUGGGCGACUAUCUGUUUCACUACGAGGCGGAUCGCAUCACCAGCAACGUGCCGCAGAACCUGCUGUCCCUAGACGGACUCUACUAUCUAUUUGCGUUCAAGCUGAUAGCAGAGCUCCCCAGCACGGUGGCGUCCGUCUCCCCUGACGUCACCGUGGCCAUGCGCAUCCGCUACCGCCUCCGCUACUGGGGCUCCCCGGACGCGCCCCCGCCCCCCAAGAUCCGCCCAGCAGAAGCCGGCACAGGGGCGGGGAGCGAGGAGGGCGGAGGAGGCGCAGGGGGCGGGGGAGGCGGAGGGGCGGAGGAGGAGGACGAGUUCUGGGGGCAGGAGAGGGCGUGGGACGAGGGCAUGGCGUGGAGCGUGUGGCACUCGGUGGAUGAUCCGGUGAAGGGGUUUGAGCUGGUGGCCACGUGGAAGGAGCUCAGGGCGAGCAGCUCGUCGGGCAUGGCGCAGAUGGAGCAGCUUGACGCCACCACCGCGGAUGAGUGGCUGCUGCGCGCGCUGCUCGCCGCCACCAGGACUGACUUUGACAGUGACGACCCUCCUCAGGGCUUUGCUGGGCGGCUGCAUGCACUGCUGGGGGCGUACGUGGUGUCCACCACAGGCCAGUACAUGGAAGACUUUAUAGCGGCUCAGAACUUUGCGCGGCGCAACAACAUGACUAUCCCCCCGCCCAGUGUCAUGGAGCGAGUGGUGAAGGACCUCUUCCACUCCAAGGAGGCGCUGGCGUCUGUGGCGAAGUACAUGGGGAAGGCGCCAGAGCAGCAGGAGGCGAGCCUCUUGCCUGACGCUGACCGUGGCACCACCAUCACCACCCUCUCCCUCCUCUCCCUCCUCUUAUACACUGUCCCCGUCCCCCCUCCUUGCAGAGGAGGCACUGGCGAGGCACUGGCGUCAGUGGCGAAGUACAUGGGGAAGGCGCCAGAGCAGCAGGAGGCGCCUGACGCUGACCGCACCACCAUCACCACCGCCAGCAGCGUCAUCAGCAGCAUCAGCGCCACCGACACCAGCGCCACCGGCAGCGCGGUGAAGGGUCCCGGGGGAGAGGGAGCAGCGGGGGCAGGUGGGGAGGGUGGCGGAGCAGGGGGGGCAGUGGGGGAAGGGGUGGAGGAGAAUGGGCUGAGUGGGAAGUUUAAGGGGGCGACACACAUUGGCAAGGCGGCCCCGGUGGAUUCACUCUUCUCACGCCUCGCGCUGCAUGUGCUGCGCUUUGGCACGUGCAACAUCCGAUCCGUGGCGGCGCUGUGGCUGGAGUUCACCCGAGAGCUGAGGUGGAACUGGGAGCAGGCGCUGCCCAUCCCUCGGGUCAUUGCGGACGGGCCUCCCAACACCGCCACCUGCCUCAUUCACCAGAAGCUGCAGCUGCUGCAGGAGUGCAUCAAGCGGCGGCGCAAGCAGCAGGAGCGUGAGAUGGAGGAGCGCAUGCGCCACGCAGAGCGCAUGCACCAGAUCGCCGCCGCCAAGCUUGUAGGCGAGCGCGUGGAGGAGCUUGUAAGGGGUACAGCGCUCGACGACGGGCCUGCUCGCGCUGACUCGCCGCCAGGGAGGGGCGGCAGGAGGCGGGACAGCGGGAGGGAGAGGGGAGGGAGGGGGAGUGAUAGGGACAGGAGGGGAGGGAGGGAUGAGGAGGAGUGGGAGGGGAUGGAGAGGUCUGGGAGUGAAGGAGGCGGCUGGCAUGAUGGAAGGGCGGGUCGCAGGCGGGGAGGGCGCGGAUGGGAUGAUGGGGACGGGGCGAGCCCGUACCACGAUGACAAGACGGCGUCAGGGGACUCGGACACGCACGGGUCGCAUGACGUGGCGUUCUAUGAUGAGGGUGGCGUGGCUGAUGGCGACUCGCCGUCCCACCGCAGCGAAGAGGACCUGGACGAAUAUUUCAGCGAGAGCGACGUAUCAGACGACGACACGUGGGCGGAGAGGGGCCGCACAAGCCACGGCCUCACGGGGGCGAUGGCGAGGGGGCGGCGCCGCGUGCGGCGGCGGGGAGUGGUGGGGCCGGUGAAGGGCAACAUGUGGCUGCUGCGUGUGAGGAGGCGCAUGCUGGAGCCUCACACACAGGACCCGGUGUUCAUGAGCGAGGAUAUGAUCGAGGAGAAGGAGCGAGCGAUGGAGGCACUGGGGAGCACGCCUGCGUGCCUCCCCACCUCGCCUCCGCACACACACGCCCCUCCUACCCUCUGUUCUCCAGACAUGUCGGCUUUCAAAGCUGCGAACCCCGGGGCAGUGCUGGAUGAUUUCGUUCGCUGGCAUUCGCCCAAUGACUGGCUGCCAAUCACAAGCGCGGAUGAGGGCUCUGAUGACGUGGACGAUUACGAUGAUGAGUAUGACGAUGGGGGUAGGCGGUACGGGAGGGAUGAUGAUGAUAGGUAUGGCCGGGGCGACCGGUAUGAGGAUCGGGAUGACAGGUACGGGAGGGGAGGAGGGGACAGUUAUGGUAGGGGAGCGGAGGAGAGGUACAGGAGGGAUGAUAGCCUGAGGGACGAGAGUGGGAGGUACAGUGACAGUGGGAGGUAUGGGGAGAGCGGGAGGUAUGGUGAUGAUGAUUAUUCAGACAGGGAGAUUGAUAGAGAGAGGGAGAGGGAGAGGGAGAGGGAGAGGGAGAGGGAGCGAGAGAGAGGGCGAGACACUGAAGAGAGUGAUAUUGACAGGGAGGUGGAUAGGAAGGGUGGUGGCAGGGAUAGGAGCAGGGAGAGGGAGGGGGAGAGGGAGGAGGGCGGAGUUUAUGGUGGCAGAGGCAAGACUGCAAGGGAGGGGGACUCUGAUUUCGACCAGGAUGCAACGGGUGCUGGGAAGGAGGAGAAGGAGAGUUCUCCUUCUCGCCGCCGCAGCAGCAGCAGCCCCAAAAAGGACAAGGAGGAGGAAGAGGAGGAGUUUUUUGAAGCGGCUCAAGAAGAGAAGACGGAAAAGGCGGGUGAUGGUGAGGGGGAGGCAGUAGGGGCGGGUGAAGAUCCUGGGAAGGAGGUUGGUGUUGAGAAAGGGGAGGAUGGGGAGAAGAGUGGCGAGGAAGAGAAGGGUGAGGAGGGAGGGAAGAGUCUGGGGGAUGGUGGGAAAGAGAUGGAGAAGGAGGAGAGUGUGAAAGAGAGUGAGGUUGAGGGUGGUGCACGGGAUGAGCCGAGGGUGGAAGAAAGUGAGAAAGCUGCGGAGAAAGGAGAGAGGGAGGAGGAGAGGGACAACAGCGAUAGGGAGAGGGAGAGGGAGGAGAGCGACAGGGAGAGGGAGAGAGAGGAGAGCGAUAGGGAGAGAGACAGGGAUAGGGAAGCGCUCAAGGGGAGGGAGGAGGAGAGGGAGAGGGAGAGGGAGAGGUACCGAAGCCCAGAACCUGACAGUGACCCGGAGAGGGAGAGGGAGAGAGAGAGGGAGAGGGAGAGGGAGAGAGAGAGGGGGAGGGGAAGGGGCAGUGGGAGGGGGCGAGAGGACGGGGAGUACAGUGACGACCGCGAGGAGUGGGACGAGUUUGGGGGAAGUGAGGGGAGUAAGGGGAGUGAAGGGAACAAGGGGAGUGAAGGGGAGUUAAAGGGUCGGAAUCACGCUGGGGGCCGGCUGUCAGAGCGCAUGGAGGAGGUGCAUGGCAACCUGUGGCGCGAGCUGUGGGACAGCGCUGAGCCUGAACCCGCUCACGAGCAGCGCCCUAUCUUCCACUUUGACCUCGAAGGCGAGAAGGUGAGGAGCGUGAGGGGGAGUGUGGGGAACUGGGGGAAGAGAGGGGAGCUGCUGAGGCAGCUUCUUGACAUGCAAACACAACGCCCACCUGAUUCACCCAUCCCAUCCCCGUCUUUUCACCCUGCCCACAUUCAACCCCCCUCCUCACCCCCCUUUCAGAUCCUGCACUAUCUGGACCCGGUGGUGCUGGAGGAGCUGCUGGGGCAACUUCCGUAUUCGGCUCAGGAGUCCCCUUCCCCGCACUCUUCAUCCCCUCUUCCCAUCUUCCCCACCUCCCACAUUCCUCCCUCCCCCCCCCCCCAAUCAGAUCCUGCACUAUCUGGACCCGGUGGUGCCGGAGGAGCUGCUGGGGCAGCUGCUUAUUGGGGACUCAGUGGGUGGGAUUGGGGAUCUGGUGUCGUGCUGCUGCUGGGCCGCCACCUGGGCGGACGGGAGGAGCCUGUCGCGGAGCAGAGGCAGCGCGUGGCCGGCAUGGUGUCCAGCAUGUGGCAGUGGCUGGAUGACCAGAGUGCUGGCAGCUGUUCUGAUGAACGAGUGGAGGACCUGGAGGUGUUACUGAGGGCGUUCACGUGCAUGGAGGCCACAGCCAUGGUGGCAGCCCCAUGCUGCUCCGAUGAGCGGGUGGAGGACCUGGAGGUGCUGCUGAGGGCGUUCAUGCGCAUGGAGGCCACAGCCAUGAGUGCGGGCAGCUGUUCGGACGAGCGAGUUGAGGACUUGGAGGUGCUGCUGAGGGCGUUCACGCGCAUGGAGGCCACAGCCAUGGUGGCGGCGUCGCUGUGGAAGCGCCUGCAGGGCUGCUCGCGCCUGGUGGCCAAGCUGCUGUCUGAGAGGGCCCUCAACGCCACUGAUGUGCCGUCCGUGCGCUUGCUUCCUGCUCCCAUCCGUCUUCCGCACCUGCCGGAGCCGGACAGUCGAACGGACGAAUGGCGGGUCGUGGGCAGGCUAUGGCAGGAGAAGGAACCCUCUGGCAGCAGCAGCAGCGACAGCACUGGAGCAGCCAGCAGCACCCCUGGCAGCAGCGGCAGCAGCUCUGCUGCUCCACCCCUCCCCCCUGCUGCCGCCAAGGCUUCCGGCGGUGGGCGGCGCAUGGGGAAUCUGCUGUACCGUCACGAGCCGACGGAACGUGAGGUUAUUUUUACGUCGCCGGCGUUUGUGAUCUUCAACACGGUGGAUGAGGAGGAUGCGGCGACGGGCGCUGUGGCGUCGAGGGACUCGGUGGAGAUUGUGAAGCACCAGCUGUAUGCCAAGGCGAGCUUGGAUGACCUCACUCUUGCGCUCAAGGUUGCUGCGCAGGAGUAG
This is a messenger RNA of Closterium sp. Naga37s-1, 6285 nucleotides long. Lineage: Eukaryota; Viridiplantae; Streptophyta; Zygnematophyceae; Desmidiales; Closteriaceae. The record is from the annotation of a GenBank genome assembly.